Messenger RNA from Engraulis encrasicolus (European anchovy), 4490 nucleotides. RefSeq names its product probable C-mannosyltransferase DPY19L4. The record is from RefSeq and is a predicted model, not a curated record. Bases 341 to 2764 code for a protein of 807 amino acids. Lineage: Eukaryota; Metazoa; Chordata; Actinopteri; Clupeiformes; Engraulidae. Gene Ontology annotation, cellular component: nuclear inner membrane. Gene Ontology annotation, molecular function: mannosyltransferase activity. The transcript has 20 exons.
CAGCAGCCGCAGCCGCCACGGGUUGACGGGCGAGCAAAGUUUGUAUCGCUAGCGAUGAAGAAGAUACCCGAUUCUCAGUUCAGAUAAAGCUGAAGAAGUCAAUGACUGCUUAAUGCAGUCCAGGAUUCACUGUAAGUGUAGAAUGCCACAAACCGAUUGCGCAUGGUACGUCGGCAUUCUGCAUAUUUCGAAGGUGAAGUUGUGACCCAUCCAAGUGUACCUGCUUGUUUCAAUGCGACAAUUCGCCGAGGAGGUAGAGCUUCUCAUGGGCACAGUGCACUGUAAACAUACCGGGCUUUUUCUACUAAGCCCAGUGGGCGUGUGAUGCAAAGAGAGAAACAUGGCUGAGUUGCGCUGUAGAAAACUUGUGGGCGAGAAAGAAGACCAUCCAAACGGCGAAGUUGACACACAGCAGCAGCACACGGCAAACUCGGAUUCUUGCCCCGAGGAGGACGAGCCAGGAAGUGACUCGACAGCCAGCCCAGACCUGGACCCUGAUGGCGAUGUUGAGGAUGGGGAUGGGGAUGAUGACGGGGAUACAGCUCUAGAAUCAGAGAUGGCUCAAGAAUCCGAUACGGAUCGGAUAGAAUCAGACGCUGUUCCAGAAUCAGAAACUGGCGUGGAGGAUAAAGUCGACACCCCCACACAUGGCUCUGAGGAGGAGGAGAAUGAGAAGGAAAAGGAGAGCGUUACGUCGCCCAAGAGAAGGAUCAGUAGAUCUGUCAUUUUUCAGCGUGUGGUAAAGGUGUUCUUCGGUUGCCUGGCAGCCGUCACCUGUGGCAUGAUGUAUGCCGUGUACCUGUCCACAUACCACGAGAGAAAGUUCUGGUUCUCCACCAGACAGGAUGUAGAGCGAGAGAUGACGUUUCAGGGAGGCAGCGCUAUGUACUACUACUACUACAAGUACAUGCUCUCCGCACCUUCUUUCGAGAAGGGUCUGUAUGACCUUCUGCAUGACAACAAGUCUGUGUCUGGUGAGACCAUCAACGCAGUGGAUCAGCUGUCCCUCUACCCAGAGGUCAUCACCAGCCUCCUCUACAGGCUCACCAGGAGCCAGGAUGUGAUUGAGCCUGUGUACUUCUACAUCGGGGUGGUGUUCGGGCUGCAGGCGGUCUACGUCACCGCGCUCUUCAUCUCCAGCUGGAUCAUGAGCGGCACCUGGGUGGCCGGCAUGCUGGCAGUGGCCUGGUACAUCAUCAACAGAUCUGACACAACCAAAGUGGACUACGCCAUUCCGCUGAGGGAGAACUGGGCCCUGCCCUACUUCUCAUGCCAGGUGGCCGCCCUUACUGGCUUCCUCAGCAACAACAUCAGCUCCACUGCAGAGAUGUUCUGCUACCUGCUGAUGAGCGUGACCACCUUCACCUUCUUGGCCGUGUGGGAGCAUAGCCACUACGUGCUCUUCAUACAGGCCCUCAUCCUCUUCCUGCUAGACUGCUUUGACCUGGUGCAGCCACGCAAGAUGGCGGAUAUCCACAAGGUGUACCUGAGCUCCUUGCUGCUGGCCUACCUGCUCCAGAACCAGAAGGAUGACCUGCUGACCUGCCCGCUCCUCAGCCUCCUCACUGCAAGCCUGCUGGCCAGGUACUUCCAGAAGAACAUGAAGAUGGGCCCUCUAGUUGCUCGGGUGAUGAAGAUCCUCCUCCACUUCUACCUGGUCUUCACCACAGCCAUCACCUCCAACUACGUCCUCAAGAAAAUUCUUCAAGUCAGUGAGAGUGACUUCACGCUCAAGUUCCUCCAGGUCAAGUUUGGACUCAACACAACAAGGGAUUUCAUGACGAACCUGCUGCUGUGCCAGGAGGCGUUCCUGUCGCCCACCCAGGAGCUGUUCCUGCGCCUCACCCAGGCCUCCGUACUGCCCUUCUACCUGCUGGUGCUACUCGUCUGCCUGCUCUCCACCCUGCACACCAUCUACCGCAGGCUCAGUGGAGAGCCAAUGAGGAGGGACCUGCGGCUGGAGGACGGACGAAUCGGGGAGCAGCCGGAGGUCAUCUACCAUGUCUUCCACACGCUGAUCUUCGGGGCGCUCACCAUGGUGUUUGAAGGGUUAAAGUUCCUGUGGACGCCAUACGUGUGUGUGUUCACAGCUUUUGGGGUGUGCUCUCCAGAGCUGUGGAUGACCGUGUUUAAAUGGCUACGGCUCAGAUCGGUCCACCCCGUGGUGCUGGCGUUAAUCCUGAGCACUGCGGUUCCAACCAUCAUUGGCUUCAGCCUAUGGAGGGAGUAUUUUCCUCGGGUGCUGUCAGAACUCUCAGAGCUGCAGGAGUUCUAUGAUUCCGACAUGGUGGAGCUUCUGAACUGGAUGAGGUCGCAGGUGCCCUCUGCGGCGGUGUUUGCGGCGAGUCCCCAGCUGCUGGGCAUGGUGAGGGGCUCUGGCCUCACGGUGACCAGCCUGCCGCUCUACGCAGACUUCAGCCUCUUCAGGAGGAGCGAGAGCGCGUAUCAGGUGUAUGGGAUGAGGUCGGCGGACGAAGUGUACAAGCUGCUGUCGACCCAGAAGAGCAGCUACGUCAUCGUAGAGGAGUCGCUCUGUAAUGAGCUGGGCCCAGUCAAGGGAUGCCGCGUCAAGGACCUCAUGGACUACGCCAACGGACACUUGGUGUAUGACAAAGGUGAGGCGUACACCUACUCCAAGUACGGUCGCUUUUGCCACGAGAUCAAGAUGAACUACUCGCCCUACACCAACUACUUCACCCGUGUCUUCUGGAAUCGCUCCUACCACGUCUACAAGGUCAACUCUGUCAUCUCCUUCCAGUACUAGAGGUGGCGCUAGUGAGCUGGGUGGAGUGGGUCACCUGUCUUGCUCUCUCCACAAGGUCAACUCGGGUCAUCUCUUCCAGUGCCAGUGAGAGAAUCUGGGUGAAGGGGAGAAAACAUGGCCAGCCUCAUCUGUCCCUUGCUCUCCACACGGUCAACUCCAAGCUCAUCUGGAGAGGGUGAACAGUGAGUGAAAAUCAUCUACUCUGAAUCUCAACAAAGGAAUGGAGGAGCAUAUCUCAGUCUCUCUCCUGUUGCCCUUCUUCCCCAUACCACGUCUACAAGGGCCAAGGUCAUCUGCUUUCAGUAGGCUCGUGAGUGGUGGAUCCACAGCUUGUAGAGUAGAGUACAUCUCAGUGUCACCGGUCUCCCUCUCCCUCUCCCAACUCUACAAGGUCAACGACUACAAGCUCAUCUCCCUCCAGAACUAGUGGCGGCGCCAUGUCCUGGAGUAGAGAACAUCUCAGUGUCACAAUCUCCCUCUUCCUUGUUUACCAGGUCAACUACAAGCUCAUGUUGCUCCAGAACUAGAAGGUGCAGCACAUUGCAGUCCGACUUGCCUCUCUCCCUCCACCAUGUCUGAAAAGUACAAGGUCAUCUCCCUCCCAUACUUCAGUUCAAGCCAGUGAGCAAGCAGUUGCAGCAGAUCUCAGUCUGACUGGUCUCGCUCUCCCUCAAUCAUGUCUUAAAGGUUAAGUACAAGGUCACAUAGAGACGUAUACAUGGAUAUAUUGGAUGUCUAUGCAAGGUCAUCUCCCUCCAGCACUACAGGUGGGGCCAGUGAGUAAGCGGGUGCAGUCCCAUCUGUCUCCUUGUCUUGCUACCUGUUCUGUGGGUCCUUACUUGUGCUUCGGAGGAGCACAAAAGCCUGGCAAGAUGGAUGUACAGAGGGCAGGCAUAUUUUGUGGUUGACUUUCGUGGAGAAAGUGCACAGUCAUCGCUGAUUGUGAGGAAGUGCACAGUCAUCGCUGAUUGUUUGUUUGAUCAUCAGACAUCUGAGCAGGCUACAGAAGAGGGAGAGGGGGGCGAGAGAGGAGCUUCCAUGGCCUCCUCAAAUAGAGUGCAUUCAUCAUUGAUUUACAAUACACAUCAGAACAGGUCAGAGAGAGAGAAAGACAGAGAAGGACAAAGACGGACAGGGACGGAGGCAUCUGAGCCCUCCUUUGUUACCACCAAAGAUGAGCUAAAGAAGGGGUAGCUGAGUGAUGAAGGAAAAAAAACCUUUGUGUUGAGUACUGUAAGUGACAAAGUGAACAUGUCACUGUUUAAGUGUCUCCUUAUAUGUUUAAGUUCCUAUAUUUUGCUAGAUUGUGUGUGCGUGUCUAUGUCUGGUGGGUUGUCUUCUAUCCAUUGUAAGAACAGCCCAGGUUUUUAGAGAGAUGUUGUUUCUUUAAUGCAUUUGUAUGACUGUGUGUGUGUAUGUGUUUCUGUGUGUCAGAGACAUUGGUUUUAUUCAGAAUGUUCUCAUUCAUUCUGUGUGCGUGCGUGUAAUUGUAAAUGUCCCUAUUGCCUGUGGGUUCACCUUCUUUCCCUUCUCUGUCCUGUGUGCCUGGGCUCCAUGAAAUCCCUUUAUCGUGGCCCACCACUGAAUAUGUUAUCAAGCCUUGAGAGAUAGAGAAUGUACGUGCGCAUGCCUGCGUGUGUGUGCGAGUGUGCACAAUGUGUGCGUGCUGGCGCAAGUGUGUGUGUGUGUGUGUGUGUGCGUGCGUGCGCGCGUGUGCGCGCGUGUG